AGCAUGACGUACGAUGAAUUGAUUGCACCAUAUACGCAAGAUGGAUUGAUUGCAGCAUAUCUCAAGCUCGACUAUUUAAUAGGGUGAGAGGCCAGUGGAGUUUUCAUGUGCAAUAGAGGCAAUACAGAAGAAUCAAUUUUCAUCUACCACCAGAUCGUUGGGUUUCCAUGGCUACUAAGAUUAUCAGCGGCACCCAAUUCUCGAGCCUGCCGGCGAGCUAUAUCCGCGGCGAGUCAGAAAGGCCGAAGCUCGCCGAAGUCGAUGUGCUCGAUAACAUUCCUCUCGUCGACCUCACUUGCCCAGAUAAAACUCUACUCAUCCAACAGAUCGGCCAAGCCUGCCGCGAUUAUGGCUUCUUUCAGGUGAUUAAUCACGGAGUGUCGAAGGAGGCAGUGAGUAGGAUUGUGGCAACGGGGCACGAGUUGUUCGGAUUGAGCGUGGAGGAGAAAAUGAAGCUAUAUUCCGACGAUACGAGUCGAACGACGCGCCUCUCCUCGAGCUUCAACGUGUCCAAGGAGACUGUCCAUAACUGGCGUGAUUAUCUCCGCCUCCAUUGCUACCCCUUGGACAAAUACACCCCAGAGUGGCCCACCGCGCCCUCCUCUUUCAACUUUUGCAGGGAGGUUGUUAGCCAUUACUGCAAGGAAAUCAGGGAACUGGGGCUGAAACUGGAGGAGGCGAUUUCGGUGAGUCUAGGACUGGAGAAAGAUUGUAUAAAAAGGAUAUUAGGAGGGGAGGAGCAAGAGCAGCACAUGGCCUUGAACUACUACCCGGCUUGUCCGGAGCCGGAGCUGACCUUGGGAUUGCCGGCGCAUACGGAUCCCAACGCGCUGACCAUCCUGCUGCAGGAUAUGGAGGUGGAGGGGCUCAACAUCCGGCACAAGGGCAGGUGGUUGGCGGUGAGGCCGCAGCCGGAGGCCUUGGUGAUCAACAUCGGGGAUCAGAUACAGGCGGUGAGCAACGGAAGGUACAAGAGCGUGUGGCAUCGGGCGGUGGUGAAUGCGCAUAAGCCCAGGCUGUCGGUGGCUUCGUUCCUCGCGCCGUCGGAGGCGGCCAGGAUCACAGCUCCGGCGGCGCUGGCGGAGGAGGGGAGAGGGAAUGAGUAUAGGGAGUUCAGCUACGGUGAGUAUUAUAAGACGUUUUGGAGUGGGGAUUUGGAUGAGAAGAAGCACCGCCUCGAGUUAUUCAAGAACUAGCUUCCUGCGCCUGCUUCGCUAUUAAUAAUACUUUUACUUUUACUUCAUGCCAUAAUUUCAAAUUUGCCACCACAAAUUCUAUGUUAUCGUAAUACCAUUGGAAAAACAAAAUACAGGAUCUUCAACUUUUUGUCAUCA
This is a messenger RNA of Salvia hispanica, 1334 nucleotides long. Its product is annotated as protein DOWNY MILDEW RESISTANCE 6-like. The record is from RefSeq and is a predicted model, not a curated record. Lineage: Eukaryota; Viridiplantae; Streptophyta; Magnoliopsida; Lamiales; Lamiaceae.